Mucor mucedo is the source of this 237-nucleotide messenger RNA. RefSeq lists its product as uncharacterized. The annotation marks the transcript as partial. Lineage: Eukaryota; Fungi; Mucoromycota; Mucoromycetes; Mucorales; Mucoraceae. The record is from RefSeq and is a predicted model, not a curated record. Gene Ontology annotation, biological process: protein palmitoylation. The transcript has a single exon. Gene Ontology annotation, cellular component: Golgi membrane. Gene Ontology annotation, molecular function: protein binding; palmitoyltransferase activity.
GCAGCGCAAAAGGGUUCUUUUCAAACCAUUCGAUACUUGUUAGAAAAUAAACUAGCAGACGUGAAUGAUGUGGAUGCCCAAGGUGCAACAGCUUUACAUUAUGCUACAUUGGCCAAUAACGAUGUCUGUGUCAAGUUUCUCAUUGAUAAAGGGGCUGUGGUGGAUGCACCUGCUGGCGAUUUAAAAGCUACACCUCUUCAUUGGGCUAGCCGGUCAGUCUCUUUGUACUGUUACUAA